UCCACACACACCUUGUUUCACGCCAGGCUUAUGCCAGGGAAGAUGGUGUCUCUCACGGAGUUUCAGAAGAUCGGCGUCGGUCUUGUGGGCUUUGGCCUAUUUUUCAUCUUUUUUGGGGUGCUCUUGUACUUUGACUCAGUGCUGCUGGCCUUUGGAAACCUCCUGUUCCUUUCUGGCUUGGCCAUUAUCAUCGGACUGAGAAGGACUUUCAACUUCUUCUUCCAGAAGGAAAAGCUAAAGGGCACCAGUUUCUUCCUGGGAGGCAUUCUCAUUGUGCUCCUGAGACAGCCUCUUCUGGGCAUGUUGCUAGAGAUCUAUGGCUUCAUCACCCUCUUCAGGAAUUUUUUCCCAGUAGUCUUUGGAUUUCUGGGAGCUUUGGGAAAUAUUCCACUGCUGAGCAAGCUAUUCCAGAAACUAGGAGACACCAGCUCCUUGGUAUGACCUGGAAGAGUUUCCAACAGCUAGUGGAGAUAACGUCACCUGC
Messenger RNA from Terrapene triunguis (Three-toed box turtle), 484 nucleotides. RefSeq names its product vesicle transport protein GOT1A-like. Gene Ontology annotation, cellular component: endoplasmic reticulum; membrane. The record is from RefSeq and is a predicted model, not a curated record. NCBI's taxonomy places the organism in Eukaryota, Metazoa, Chordata, Testudines, Emydidae. The transcript has 5 exons. Bases 31 to 441 code for a protein of 136 amino acids. Gene Ontology annotation, biological process: retrograde transport, endosome to Golgi; endoplasmic reticulum to Golgi vesicle-mediated transport.